UUUUAAUACUGAAAUUAAAUGUGUAUCUUAAAUCAAUGAUAUAAUUAUAAAUAACUAAAAUAUUAUUACUAGCGAUAACGUUUCUAAAAAUAAGUAUUGUUUCGAAAAUACUCAUAUUAAUAUAUAUACAAAAAAAUGCAUGAUUUUUCGCAUGAUUUUGAUACCGUCACUCCAGGUAUAUGGAUGAUAAAUGAAGAAGGAUGGAAAGAUAAACUUUUAAAGCUGCCCAAUUGGUCUAAGAUACCAUUAAUAAAUUCGAACGCGACCCACAAUCUUCCUGAUGGCACCUUGGUACGAUUCCGGGGUAUGGUUCAAGAUAUGCACAAUCCUGAAUUCUAUUUUGAGCAAUUCGAAGUAUUUAAUACAAAAACAAAUGAGGUGAAAUCAAAGUCUGGAAAGUACACUGAUACAGCUAAUAUAAUGGAAAAUGAAAAAGUAAAUUAUACAGAGAACUUAAAAAGUGCACAAAGACAGACCAUAGUUGUAGUUUCAAUGCCGGGUUUCAAUGAUUGGGCUCAAAAACUAGAAGAUGAACAAAAUCAUUUGAAACAUCUCGAGCAACAACCAAAUACAUCAAAGAGAUUAAAUUCAAAUUAUUCAAAGUUAAAAAGAUCAUAUGAUGAUAGUGAGGAUGAUCCAGAAGCAAUGGAUGUACAAAUUGAACUGGUAAAUAAGGAGAGAAGGACUAAAGAAGAUGUAGAUGAAAGCUCAAAUGUGGUCUCCAGGGAGCAUUUACUUAAUUUUCCAUUGCCUGAUGUAGCCAGCAAAUCUUGUAUAAUUAAGGUUUAUGAUGAUGAAGAAAAUCUUAAAUUAAAUGAUAUGAUAGAAGUAGUUGGCUUCCUGUCUGUUGAUCCAGCACUCUCAGGGGAAUUCCAACCAGCGAAAGGUUCCCUACUGGAACACAUCUGUGAAACAGAUGCGGAGAUAAUAACACACAAUCCUCCGCCAAGCUUGGUGCCGAGGUUGCAUGCCGUAUUUGUUAAGAAAUUGGAUCAUUGUAAUCCAUUAGUCAAAGAAAAUUUAAGUCAAGAAGCAAUACUCAAAGAUGCAAACACAGCUAGGGAUCACUUGCUGAAAGCUCUGACAGAAUUAUUGCUUGGUGAUAAAUUAGCUGCUGAAUACUUAAUAUGUCAUCUCAUAGCUUGUGUAUACCUCCGUCAAGAUACUAUCACAUUGGGACAAUUCUGUCUGAACAUAUCAAACCUACCAACUCAGAAGUACCCCAAUUAUGGCCUGCAGCUUUACAACAUUAUUAAACAGUUUGUCACUAAAAGCUACUAUUUACCCCUAACUGUUGAAAAUAUGAACACAACAGCUCUAUUACCAAAAAAAGACUAUGAUUGCAAUAGAUUAACAAGUGGUAUCCUUCAGUUAAGCAAACACACACAUUUAGUUUUAGAUGAAACAAAGAUGGAACAAGGCCAGUUAGAUGCUACCGGUGUUAAUAAUAUUACAGCUUUGGGUAAUUUAAUAAAACAACAAAAAGUCGAAUAUGACUUUAAGUACUAUAAAAUGGAGUUCGAUUCGGACAUAUCCGUACUGGUGUUAUCAGAAGGCAAAUCUUUGCUACUGAGUGACUAUCAUAUUUCCUUACGGCCUGAAGAAUCAUCUCUUGAAAUAUUUGAUGCUAUUGUCGAAGCUGCUACAUAUUACUUGAAAGAAGACAUCAUGAAUAAUAUAAGAUCUUAUUUGACAAAUAUUAAACUUGUUAAAUAUUCAAUUAGUGAAGAUUUACAGUUUGUUGAAGACGAUUUUAUAGAAAUGCGUAACAAAGCAGACGAAGACAACGCUGUAACAGCAGAUGAUUUACAUCGCCUACUUGUUUUGGCUAGAUUAGUAAGUUUAUCCAGAGGCCAAGAUACUUUGAACAAGGAAUGCUGGGACAUUACAAAAGCUAUGGAGGCGGAGAGGUUGCAGCGGUUGAAGACUCGUGUAGCCCGUUCUUUUUAAUUUUAAGAUGAAAAUGAAGCAUUUUUAUUAAAAAAGAAACAGUUUUUGUUUAUAUUCAUUUUAUAUUUAAAAAUAAAAAAAUAACUUUUGGUAAAUAAAAA
Messenger RNA from Vanessa tameamea, 2051 nucleotides. RefSeq names its product mini-chromosome maintenance complex-binding protein. Gene Ontology annotation, biological process: DNA-templated DNA replication. The transcript is spliced from 9 exons. NCBI's taxonomy places the organism in Eukaryota, Metazoa, Arthropoda, Insecta, Lepidoptera, Nymphalidae. Gene Ontology annotation, molecular function: chromatin binding. The record is from RefSeq and is a predicted model, not a curated record. The coding region runs from base 136 to 1950 and encodes 604 amino acids.